Notolabrus celidotus (New Zealand spotty) is the source of this 2092-nucleotide messenger RNA. Its product is annotated as protein slit-like. Gene Ontology annotation, cellular component: extracellular matrix. NCBI's taxonomy places the organism in Eukaryota, Metazoa, Chordata, Actinopteri, Labriformes, Labridae. The record is from RefSeq and is a predicted model, not a curated record. Gene Ontology annotation, molecular function: protein binding.
CAGCCUCUUAGUGUAAAAUGCAACAGUGAAAAGAUGAAUAGGAAACGUGAAUAUGAGAGUGAAAGUGAGCCGGAUGAAGACACAGUGUGACUUUAAUGUUCCAGCAGCAGAACACGGAGAAUAAUCCUCGUCCACAGGGAUUAACGAUUAGCGUCUUCAUUGAGACUGAAGCAGCUUUCACCAGCUUCACUUACAAAGAAGAACUGAGCGUGAGCUGGCUUCCAGAAUAACAUCAGAGGAAGCAGAAGAAGAAAAUCAGUGAUGGCUGCUGUAACAACAUCAAAAGCAACAAAAGAAGAAGUGACACUCCUGCUCACUCUGACAGCUUCUUCUCCGAGCCGUGACAACCCCACGCCUCUUCCCUCGCCUCCAUCAUGUUCAGUUUCCACCAGCCGGCCGCUGCAUGUUGACCACCGUCAGGAGGUGAAACAGGAGGAAACACAGGAGCAGCUGCAGAGUGGAACAAUGAAGGAGCUGCUGUUCCUCCUCCUCCUCGUGGUGAUGGAGACCUCCUCCAGGUCUAACAGCAGCUGGUGCAGACAGGGCUGUGACUGUGGAGGAGAUCUGAAGUUCACCAUCUGCUCCAGAGCUCACUUCACCCACCUGCCCAGCAGAAUCCCGCCCACCACCGAGCUCCUGGACCUGUCCGACAACAACAUCUCCGUCAUUCCUGAACGCUCCUUCAGCAAGAACCGUAAGCUCCGAGUCCUCAUACUGCAGAACAACAACAUCAGUGUGGUGGAGGAUGGGUGCUUCUCUCACCUGGAGUUCCUGCAGAAACUGGACCUGAGCUGGAACCGGAUCUCUACCCUGACAGAAGGGUUCUCUCUCGGCCUGGUAUUCUUGCGGGAACUGCAGCUCGCCCACAACCGCCUGACAAGCCUGGACAGCAGGAGCUUUAUGCACCUGGACGGCCUGCAGAGGUUAAACCUAACCUGCAACAGCAUCCACACCAUCCAGGUGAGAUCCUUCUCCUCCAUGAGCACCCUGCGGCAGCUCCACCUGCAGAACAACCAGCUGACGGCUCUGAGGAGUGGGAUCUUCUCCAUGCUGCGCUCCCUGGAGGUCCUCAACCUGGCCGGGAACCAGAUCAGCGAGACAGAGAUGGGCGUCUUCAAGCCGCUCACCAGCAUGACGUUACUCAACCUGGCCGACAACCAGCUGUCCACCGCUUACUUCAAGACGUUCCUGAGCAUCCACACCUACAGCACCCACAUCCUGCUAGAGGGGAACCCCUGGAACUGCGACUGCGACCUGCAGAGAGUUUUCCGUAAGCUGCGCAGCAUCCAGAGGCUCUUCCUGGACGACUACUACAACCUGACCUGCAAGGAGCCGCCUGUCCUCAAAGAUUACCGGCUGAUGGAUGUGGAGCUGUGCCUCGCCGAGACCGUCACCGUGCUAAUCAUCACCAUUACCGUGGUGAUAACCGUGCUGGCUGCCAUGUUGAUGGGAGAGAGGAAGAGGAAGAAGAAGAAGAGAGAAAGCACUGGACACAGCAGGGAGAGCUCUCGGACGAGUCGGACUAUUAAAACACAUCUUACUCUUUUUCCCCUGAAAUAUCUUCAUCCACUUUCUUUACAGUUUUCUGUUUCAGACACAGACGGCAGGAUGACUUCCAUGUUUUUGUUCAGCAGCUCAUUUUGACGGAUUUCAUCCUCGGCACAGAAAAAGAAGGAUUAUUUUAAAACACUUCAUUGUGAAAACACUCUUUGAACUGUCCUGUGUUGUUUCCCCUCCAAACUGCAGCUGUAUAAAAAUGUAUUUUCUCAUCUUAAACAUGUUGAAGAAUUAUUUUUUAUGAAACUGGAUGUGGAGCAGUUGCAGCAGUUGCAGCAGUGGCUGUGUUGUAAUUGCUCCUGGUGUGCACAUUAAACUGGGUGUACUGACUUCUUGUGUGUCUGACACUCAUUCAACUCAAGAAGCAUGAAGUGUUUUAAUGUCAAACGCAGGCCUGCACUGCCCUCUGCUGGUCAAACAGCUGAACUACAGAGGAAAGCAUUUGGGAUAUUUGAUGUGAUGUUCUGGCAGCAUCAGAAGGGUGGGGUUGGUUGUUUUCUGGCACCACACCCUGUGAAAAUGCAUGUAAGUCAGC